AUGCUCGCAAAACAUCUCAAUCCCGACCAGCUCAUCGAAGCCGCCAAGGACAACGGCAAGGGCCAUGGGAUUCACAUCCAUAGCUCUACAAAUCACCAUUCUGUAAAUGCGUAUGGUGCGCGCUACGGCACGGAGCCAAUCCCCAAGUACAGGCUACCAUCCAAGGGAGUCGACGCAGAGACGGCGUAUCAAGUGAUACACGACGAGCUUGCGCUCGAUGGCGCACCCGCGCUGAACCUCGCCUCCUUUGUGAACACCUGGAUGCCCAAGCAGGCCAACCAGCUCAUGAUGGAAAAUAUAUCGAAGAACUUCAUCGACCAGGAUGAAUAUCCUAUGACCCAGGCUAUACACACUCGCUGUAUAUCUAUCCUCGCUGACCUGUGGCACGCGCCCUCAACACAACAAGCAAUCGGCACCGCAACCACCGGCUCGUCCGAGGCCAUCCAGCUCGGCGGGCUCGCGAUGAAGCGCAUCUGGCAGGAGAAGCGCAAGGCCGCGGGCAAGUCCAUCCACGAGCCUGGUCCGAACAUCGUCAUGGGCGCGAACGCGCAGGUCGCGCUCGAGAAGUUUGCGCGCUACUUCGACGUCGAGGCGCGCCUCGUGCCUGUCUCCGAGGAGAGCCACUAUAGGCUUGACCCACGCCGCGCGAUGGAGUACGUCGACGAGAACACGAUUGGCGUGUUCAUAAUUCUCGGCAGCACGUACACGGGUCACUACGAACCAGUAAAGGAGGUCUCUGACCUGCUCGACGAAUACGAAGCCCGCACGGGCCACUCCGUCCCGAUCCACGUCGACGCCGCCUCCGGCGGAUUCAUCGCGCCCUUCGCCUCCCCCGCGCUCGAGUGGGACUUCCGCCUCCCGCGCGUCGUCUCCAUCAACGCCUCCGGGCACAAGUUCGGGCUCGCGUACGUCGGCGUCGGCUGGGCGGUGUGGCGGGCGCAGGAACUCCUUCCGAAGGACCUCAUCUUCGAGCUGCACUACCUCGGCUCCGUCGAGUACUCGUUCUCGCUCAACUUCUCGCGCCCGGCGCACCCUGUGAUCGCACAGUACUUCAACUUUGUGCAUCUGGGGCGCGCGGGGUAUCGUGCUGUCGCGUUGCAGGAUAUGCAGAAUGCGAGGCUGUUGAGCAGGGCGCUGGAGGGGAGCGGGAUGUUCACAGUGUUGAGCGAUAUUCACCGUCCGGCGGAUAAGCUUGCAGCGACGAUCAAGGCAACGGUCGGCUUUGACGAGGAGGACAUCGACAACUACGUGCCCGGUCUUCCCGUAGUGGCGUUCAAAUUCUCAGACGAGUUCAGGACGAAGUACCCGGACGUGCAGCAGAAGUGGGUGCAGGUCCUGCUCCGCGCGAAGGGCUGGAUCGUGCCCAACUACGAGCUCCCCCCAGACCUGCAGGCGACGGAGAUCCUGCGCGUCGUCGUGCGCGAGAACACGACCGCGACGAUGGUCGACCGGCUUGUGGCUGAUCUUAUUGAGGUCAUGGAGGGGCUCGCGAAGGCGGACUCGCCGAUGCACGCGCUUGCGGUGCUGGGCGGCCGGAAGUCCGUCGAGAGCCAUCAUGGCCGGUUGGAGGAGGGGUCGGGCAGCAAGCCGAGUGGAACUUAUGCUAGGCAGUGUUAAUGGCCUCCCGGUCAGGUGGAUUAGGUGUCCUGGGGAAUAUCAAAGGUAACACAGCGAACGGGAUAGUCACGAAGUAAAUGGUCAUUUGUUGUCUAGAUAGGUCCGCAUGCAUCUAUACC
Molecule: messenger RNA, 1736 nt
Organism: Trametes versicolor FP-101664 SS1
Lineage: Eukaryota; Fungi; Basidiomycota; Agaricomycetes; Polyporales; Polyporaceae
Product: glutamate decarboxylase
Exons: 8
Coding region: 1-1617 (538 amino acids)
Biological process (GO): L-glutamate catabolic process
Cellular component (GO): cytosol
Molecular function (GO): pyridoxal phosphate binding; glutamate decarboxylase activity
Source: RefSeq, a predicted model, not a curated record